Molecule: messenger RNA, 1149 nt
Organism: Cucurbita moschata (crookneck pumpkin)
Lineage: Eukaryota; Viridiplantae; Streptophyta; Magnoliopsida; Cucurbitales; Cucurbitaceae
Product: putative axial regulator YABBY 2
Exons: 6
Coding region: 450-911 (153 amino acids)
Biological process (GO): cell fate commitment; multicellular organism development
Cellular component (GO): nucleus
Source: RefSeq, a predicted model, not a curated record
GAAUCUUGAACAUGGUUACAAAUUGUGAGAUCUUUUGAUAUUUCACCAUAAAUCUGCUUAAAAAACUGUUUUUGAAGCAUAUUUUAUGAGAAUUUCCAUCUGGGUUUCUUACUAAACCCUCAGAUUUGUGCAAAUUUUGCUUCCAAAAUCCAAGAACAUGAAGUGAAGACGUUCAAGAUGUGAAGUGGAUCCAAUAUUAGUAGCUAGGGUUCUUGAAUUUUUGUUGACUGUUCUUAAAAUUAGGUUUUGGUAACAGUAAUUAAUUACAAUCCCCAGAUCCUUCUUUCUCUCUCUGCUUUCUUUUAUUAAUAUUUUAAUAAGUUGAAUUACGUUUAGAUCGGAUCGAAGCAUUCUCGCAUGCUAAGAUCAAAAGCUUUUUUUUUCUUUACCUAAUUUUCCUACGAAGGAAAGAGGUGUUUGGAGAGUGAAGCAACCCAACCCAACUCUGAAUGGUAAGUGUUCCAUGCAACAACAUGUUCACACUGGUAACUGUGAGAUGCGGCCAUUGCUCAAAUCUGCUGUCUGUUAACAUGGGAGCUUCUCUUCAAGUUCUUCCUCCUCAAGAUUCCCACCCGGGUAAUAAACAGCAGCAGGUGAGUGGUGGGGAUUGGAGCAAGGACAGAGGCUCUUCUUCUUCUUCCUCUUCUUCCUCUUCAAAAUGCACUAAAAUUGCCUCUCUUGAUUCUGCUGAACGUGACCAACACAGAAUCCCUCCUAUUCGCCCACCAGAGAAGAAACAGCGUGUUCCUUCAGCAUAUAAUAGGUUCAUCAAAGAGGAAAUCCAAAGGAUUAAGGCGAACAAUCCCGACAUUAGCCACAGAGAAGCCUUUAGCACCGCCGCUAAAAAUUGGGCACAUUAUCCUCACAUCCGUUGUGGGCAGAAGGUGGAUGGAAACAAGCAAACAAAAUAAGCUUGAAUUUGACCGGAGAUCAUCACAGUCCAUCCGAUUAUCCAAUGGGGUUCUGCCACCUGUUAAUUCUAGAGAUGAUGAUGACGUGUCAAUAGAUUAAAUACUAAAUAAAACAUCUUUUUUUGUUUUUUUAAUUAAUGUGUAUUAAUUUAGAUUCUAUUAUUUCCAACAAAAAUUGAGGUUGACGAAGUCCUCCUGCCCUGACCCUAUAGGAAAAUAAAUUGCUUUGAUAACCUCA